AUGAUUUCAGAUAUUUCUCUUGAAAAUCGAAAAUCCAACUUUCUUACAGAAACAAUCAUUACAUCAACUUCUACUGGCUUUGAAGAUGAUGAAUGUAUACAACUUCCAAUUAAUAAUAUUAAUAGAUUUGAACACGAGCUUAGUGUCUUUGAUUCUUUCUUACUAUACAAAAAAGCAGUGUUUUGGUGCAUUGUUGUAUCUUUAACGAUAGUAAUGGAUGGAUAUGACGGUGCCCUUGUCAGUGGUUUCUAUGCACAACCAGCUUUUCAAAAAUACUACGGUGAGCUGCUUCAUGAUGGGACUUAUUCAAUUUCAGCGGCUUGGCAGACUGCUUUAGGUAUGGGUUCUCCAGUAGGGAGAGUCAUUGGUGGACUUGGUGUUGGAUAUUUUGCUUCCAAAUUUGGUCGAAAAUAUACACUAAUAGGUGCAUUAAUCAUGAUUAUAGGUAUACUGUUUAUUGUUUUCUUCGCCACUUCAAUUGGAAUGCUCUGUGCAGGUUUGAUACUUAGUGGUAUAUUAUGGGGUGUUUUUAACACACUGGCUCCUACAUAUGCUAGUGAGGUUUGCCCACUUCAGCUUAGAGGUAUACUAACUGCAUAUAUUAACUUAGCAUGGGUUAUCGGUCAGUUCAUCAACAUGGGUGUCAUGAAUGGUUUUGUUAAUGUCAAAAGUCAAUGGGCUUACAGAAUACCUUUUGGAAUUCAAUGGAUAUGGCCUGUAAUGAUAUUAUGUGUUCUUCCGUUUGCACCCGAGUCUCCUUGGUGGCUUGUCAGAAAGGAUAGAGUUAGCGACGCACGACAAUCUCUUAAAAGACUAACAUCUUUUAAUAACACGGAUCAGCUAGAGAAGUACUUAAAUACAAUUGUCAAAACAGACAAAGAGGCAAGAAAAAUAGACAAUAGCAUUACUUGGAGUGAUUGCUUUCGUGAAACAGAUUUACGCCGGACGGAAAUUGCAUGUAUGGUAUGGAGCUGUCAAGCUCUUUGUGGUAAUCCCAUGUUUGGAUAUGUUGCAUAUUUCUUUGAAAUGGCUGGAAUCAGCGAGACAAAUGCGUUUAAAAUAGCUUUAGGACUCACAGCAGUAGGAUUCAUUGGAAAUAUUAUAUCCUGGUUUUUAACAUUUCGCUUUGGCCGUCGAGCAAACUACCUGGGAGGAUUAAUUCUUAUGGCUUUAGUGAUGUUUUUUAUUGGAAUACUAGAUAUUCCUAGAAAAAAUAAUAAUUCGACCAAAUAUGCUUGGGGCCAGUCUAUCUUUUUUUUUGUUUUUGCAUUUAUUUAUGACUUGACCAUUGGCCCUGUUGCGUUUAUCAUUGUUUCUGAGAUUCCUUCUGUCAGAUUAAGAGAAAAAACAAUUGCAUUAGCCACUACUGCCUAUUCACUAUGGGGUGUUGUUUUUCAAAUAGCGGUGCCAUACAUGUUGAAUCCUCAAAAGGCAAACUGGAGCGGAAAAACAUGCUUUGUGUUCUUCGUAUUAGGAAUUUUGACGUUAGUUUGGACAUACUUUAGACUUCCUGAGACUGCUAAUAGAACAUACUCCGAAAUUGAUCGUCUUUUCAAACUAAAUCUUCCAGCUCGAAAAUUUAAAGGGUACAAAUUCUUUUAA
This is a messenger RNA of Magnusiomyces paraingens, 1602 nucleotides long. RefSeq lists its product as uncharacterized. The record is from RefSeq and is a predicted model, not a curated record. Bases 1 to 1602 code for a protein of 533 amino acids. Gene Ontology annotation, cellular component: membrane. The transcript has a single exon. NCBI's taxonomy places the organism in Eukaryota, Fungi, Ascomycota, Dipodascomycetes, Dipodascales, Dipodascaceae. Gene Ontology annotation, biological process: transmembrane transport; carbohydrate transport. Gene Ontology annotation, molecular function: carbohydrate:proton symporter activity.